This is a messenger RNA of Penicillium hordei, 1749 nucleotides long. RefSeq names its product flavin-containing monooxygenase. Gene Ontology annotation, molecular function: NADP binding; N,N-dimethylaniline monooxygenase activity; flavin adenine dinucleotide binding. The record is from RefSeq and is a predicted model, not a curated record. Bases 1 to 1749 code for a protein of 582 amino acids. The transcript has 7 exons. Lineage: Eukaryota; Fungi; Ascomycota; Eurotiomycetes; Eurotiales; Aspergillaceae.
AUGCGUUACAAACUCACCUCAAACGGGUUGAAAAAUGGUUCUGCCUCUCUCCCAACACCUGCUACCCGCGUUGCAAAUGGCGAGACCCCUCCCAACUGGAUCCCCUGCGCCGAGCAACCUGCAUAUGCGCGACGGAAACUAAAGAUAAUUUGCAUUGGCGCGGGUUACUCGGGUUUGACGCUUGCCUACAAGAUCGACCAUGAGCUGAAGCUCAGCGAUUUUGUGGAAUUGAAGAUCUACGAAAAGAAUCCUCAGGUUGGUGGAACAUGGUUUGAGAAUACCUAUCCUGGUGUCGCUUGUGACAUCCCUGCCCAUGCAUACACAUUUUUAUUCGAGCCUAAUCCAAACUGGUCCCACUUCUAUGCACCCGGCCCCGAGAUCGAGGAGUACAUCCAACGCACGACAAGGAAAUGGAACCUGGACAAAGAUAUCCAGUUUAACACCCAUGUUACGGAGACGGUGUGGAAUGAUGAGACAGGGAAGUGGAAGGUGGAGGUAGACCAAGGUGGCACAAUCAUGCAUGACGAGGCUGAUAUUCUGGUCAAUGCGGCCGGGUUUUUGAACAAAACCAGCUGGCCGGACAUUGAGGGCCUAUCUAGUUUCAAGGGAAAGUUGCUUCACACUUCGAUCUGGGAUAACGAUUACGACUGGUCAAGCAAACGUGUUGCGGUCAUUGGUAAUGGCGCCUCUGGAAUUCAAUGUGUGGCUGCAAUGCAGCCAAAGGUCGCACAGCUUGUCAACUUUGUGCGCAAUCCGACCUGGGUUUCUGUUAACUUCUGUGCGGAGAAAACACAGAAUGGAGGCAAUUUCCGCUACACAGAAGAGGAGAAAGCACACUUCGCGGAAGAUACCGAGGCUCAUUUUAAGUAUCGAAGAGAUGUAAAUGCGUUCUUCUAUGGCAUGUAUAGAGACCACCCGAUGCAAUUGGGUUUGACACAAGCUUGCCGGCAACAAAUGGAGGAGCGAAUGAAAGGCAUCUCCGACCCAGAAAUUCUGUCAAAGAUGCUUUCUCACGAGUUCCGUCCUGGCUGUCGCCGCCUGACGCCAGGAGAUGGGUAUCUGGAGGCCUUUUCCAAUGUCAAUGCAACUCUCACUUUCGAUCCGAUUGAGCGUAUCACAGAACAGGGCAUCCAAACCACCAUGGGUGAUGAACAACAAUUUGACGUGAUAGUCUGUGCCACAGGGUUUGACACUUCCUUUAUUCCAUCUUGGAAGAUGAUCGGUCGCAAUGGAGCCACAUUGGAAGAGCGAUGGAAAGGUAACCCGGAGGCUUUCUUUGCUGUCCAAGUGGACACCAUGCCGAACUAUUUUAUCUUCAACGGGCCCAAUUGUCCUAUCUCCCAUGGUUCAGUUCUGACACAGAUCUCUUGGACAUGCGAUUACAUUCUCCGCUGGGCGAAGAAGAUUUCUUCAGAGGAUAUCAAGUCAAUUGACGUUAAAAGGGAAGCCAUGGAAGACUACAAUGUCUAUUGCCAGGAGUUCCUCAAGCGUACGGUCUGGUCGGAUGAAUGUCGGAGCUGGUACAAGAAUGGAAAAAGUUCAGGUCAUGUCACCGGGGUAUAUCCAGGCUCGGUCUUGCACUUUAAAGACUGUCUUGAAAACAUUGGUGGCGAGCACUUCCAUAUUGAUUACCGCUCUAAGAACCGAUUCCGGUUCCUAGGAAACGGUGAAAGUGCGCGUGAUCAGCACGGAGCAGGUGAUUUGGCGUGGUACAUGGACGAUAUGAAAGUCUCCAAGCCGCGGCUCUAA